CAGGCCUCAUUCAAGCCAACAGCUGAAGACAAACACACACAGAGAAAAAAAAGAGGAACCAUGAAAGAAUUAAAGAGCAAGGCAUUCUGGAGGGCAGUUUUGGCUGAACUGCUGGGAAUGACUCUCUUCAUCUUCCUCAGUAUCACCUCUGCCAUCGGCCAUCCCACUGACAGCAGCCCGGCUCAGGUCGUCAAGGUGUCACUGGCUUUCGGGUUGUCCAUCGCCACCUUGGCCCAGAGUUUGGGCCACAUCAGCGGUGCCCACCUGAACCCCGCCGUUACCCUGGGCAUGCUGGCAAGCUGCCAGAUCAGUGUGCUGAAGGCUAUCAUGUACAUCAUUGCUCAGAUGCUGGGAGCCACACUGGCCAGCGGCAUCAUCUACGGCAUCAGACCAGACACCGUGAAAGCCCUCGGCCUCAACACUCUGAGUGAAGUCACUCCUAGUCAAGGUAUUGGUAUUGAGUUGUUGGCCACCUUCCAGCUGGUUCUGUGCGUCAUAGCAACAACAGAUAAAAGGAGGCGGGACGUGAUGGGCUCCGUCCCGUUGGCCAUUGGUCUAUCCGUCUGUUUGGGCCACUUGACAGCCAUCAGCUUUACUGGGUGUGGCAUUAACCCGGCUCGUUCCUUUGGCCCUGCUGUCAUUCUGGGAGACUUCACAAACCACUGGGUUUACUGGGUGGGGCCAAUGUGUGGGGGCGUGGCUGCUGCACUUGUCUAUGACUUCCUGCUUUACCCCAAAAUGGAUGACUUUCCUGAGCGUAUGAGGGUGUUAGUGAGUGGUCCAACGGGCUAUGAUGUCAACGGUGCAGAUGACCCCCCAGCAGUUGAAAUGUCAUCGAAAUAAAACAUUCUCAAAUUACCCUCACCAUUAGUGUAAUAUACUCUAAAUACCUACACAUACCUGUACAUAUGGUUUAGCCCUCUGGAAAUUACUCUAGAAUAAUUUUACUAUAAUCACAAAAAAAUAUUAUUUGGAAGGAAAAAGAGAUCAGUCUGUAAAAGAAGAUUUUGCCUUUUUGUGCUCUUGUUAUACUUUUUUUUUUUUUUUUCAAAAUUCUGUCAACGGAUCCCAGCAAUGUUCUUCCAGUAUAUGAUGCCUAAACAAAAUUGUAAUAUUUCACUCUGUUUUCAAAGAUGUCAUGUCGGUAUUCUAGAUUACAAAUUCACUUG
Chanos chanos (milkfish) is the source of this 1169-nucleotide messenger RNA. RefSeq names its product aquaporin-1-like. The record is from RefSeq and is a predicted model, not a curated record. The transcript has 4 exons. The coding region runs from base 61 to 843 and encodes 260 amino acids. Gene Ontology annotation, cellular component: membrane. Gene Ontology annotation, molecular function: carbon dioxide transmembrane transporter activity; ammonium channel activity; glycerol transmembrane transporter activity. Gene Ontology annotation, biological process: hyperosmotic response; renal water transport; carbon dioxide transmembrane transport. Lineage: Eukaryota; Metazoa; Chordata; Actinopteri; Gonorynchiformes; Chanidae.